Paramisgurnus dabryanus is the source of this 2903-nucleotide messenger RNA. RefSeq names its product GTPase IMAP family member 8-like. NCBI's taxonomy places the organism in Eukaryota, Metazoa, Chordata, Actinopteri, Cypriniformes, Cobitidae. The record is from RefSeq and is a predicted model, not a curated record. Gene Ontology annotation, molecular function: GTP binding.
UUCAUGUUACUGUUCAGCUGUUGCAUAUAAAGUCACAAUGGCGCUGAGUUUGGAAUUAACACAAUACCUUUCAACACUGAAAGAGAGACUGAAUAUUGUUCUGCUGGGGAAGAGUUUUUCCGAAAAUAUAAAAGUGACCAACUCUAUUCUGGGGAAAGAUGUGAGCGACAUUUACUCUGAGUAUUCAAAGAAGCACAGUUUGAAAAUCAUUGAAACAGUGGAGAACAGACACAUCACAGUCAUCAUCUGUCCUCAUCUGCUCCACCCGAAUCUCUCAUACCUUCAUAUUAGACAGAUAGUGAGAGAGCAUGUCUAUCUGUCUGAUCAAGAACCUUAUGUGUUCAUACUCGUAUUGCAGCAUCAUGACUUCAGUGAAGAUGACAGCAUGAAAGUGAAGUCUGUCCUGUAUGCAUUCAGUGAUCAUCAGGCGAUAAAUCACACAAUUGUGGUGACUACCGAUGAUGAAACACACAGCUUCAGUACGUCUGUGAGAUUCAAUGCAUUCAUUUAUCAUUUAACAAAGGAGUGUGGAGGAGGACACCUUCAGUUUAAAGAAAGACAACAUGAUUGGCGCUCCGAGAUUCUGUUUAGAAGGGUGGGUGAGUUACUCACGGAAGAACAUCCCAAAUGUGAAACAUCAGGAACAUCUGCUUAUCAAGCGCUUUGCAUACACGAGAAUUCAGAGAGAUCACAUAAGGAGGAUUUUCAUCAAGAUAAAAAGACGAGAGCUGAAAGAAACAUUCUUACUCAUCCAACACUAACAAAGCUGAAUUUGGUGUUGUGUGGAAAUGAUAGUAUGCUAAAGGCGACUGUGUCAAAUAUUCUACGAGGUAAAAUGGAAAACCCUUUCCAUCAGAGAUACUUCAGUACACUGUGUGUGAAGAAAGAAGAGAAGAUCCAUGGAUAUCAGAUCAGUGUUGUGGAGCUACCAGCUCUGACUCAACUCUCAGAUGAAGAGAGGAGGUGUCAGUCUCUCAGCUGUGUGUCUCUGUGUGAUCCUGGAGUUCAUGCGUUUCUCAUCAUUGUUCCUGACGGUCCACUGAAAGAUGAAGACGAUGAAGAAAUCGAGAUGAUCCAGAAAGCAUUUUACUCCAGGGAGCAUCUCAUGAUGAUUUUCACGACAGAUGUUGCUGCUGACAGAAAUGUGACUGAAUGUCGAAGAUUGAUCAGUACUUAUGGAGGACGAUACAAAAUCUUGGGUUUGAAAGAACCUGAGAAAUUUAACCUAAUAUCAGCAGAACUGUUGAAAUAUAUAAAAGACAUGAAGACUGAACCAUAUUCACUUCAAAUGUAUGUCAGAGCUCAAGAGAACAGAGUGAGCCAUGAAACAGAGAAAGAAUUUAAAGAACAAAUGAUGACGAUGAAAAAUAAGAUCAAACAGUUGGAGGAGAAAAUGCAAGAUCUGGAGUGUCUGAGAAUCACGCUGAUCGGGAGAACUGGAAAUGGAAAGAGCGCAACAGGAAACACAAUACUGGGAGUAAACCGGUUUCUGAGCAAAUUAAGCUCGGAUUCAGUGACGGCUGUUUGUGAGAAAGGAGUUUGUAAAGUUGAUGGUCGUUCAAUAGCUGUUGUUGAUACUCCAGGUCUGUUUGACACAGAAAUGCCAAAUGAACAAGUGAUUGAUGAAAUAGUAAAAUGUGUCUCAAUGUCAGCACCUGGACCUCACGCCUUCAUCAUUGUGUUGAGUCUGGUGAGAUUCACUCGAGAGGAGUCGGCCACUGUAGAUCUGAUCAAGAUGAUCUUUGGUCCUAAAGUUUCACAGUUCAGUAUCGUUCUGUUCACCAGAGGAGAUGAACUUGAGGAAUCUAUAGAAGAUUAUGUGAAGAGCAGUAAAUCUCCUGAAUUUAAGAAACUGAUCAAAGAUUGUGGAGACAGAUUCCUAGUUUUUAAUAACCGAGAAACACAUGACAGAAGUCAAGUUUCUCGACUGUUAAACAUGAUAGAAGAGGUGAAAAGAAUGAAUCAGGGGCAAUAUUUUUCUAACAGCAUGUUUGAGGAGGCCGAGAAGAGGAUUAAUAAGAAAACCGAGAAAAUAAUGCAAGAGAAAGCGGAAGAUAUUCAGGCUCAAAUAGACGAAUUAAAAGCCAAAUAUGAGACUGAAAUAAAAAACAUGGGGGAGAGACUGAAGCAGGAGGAAAGAAGAGCACCAGAAGCACAAGAGAUCAGAAGAAAUGAAACACUGAAGAGAAAAGCAAUGGAGGAGGAAUUUCAAAGAAGAAUCAAAGAAAUGAUCAAGGAACAUGAAGAUGAAGCCAGAAAACAAGCAGAAGAAUCGAACGAGUUCAGUAAGAAUCAUGUUCAAGAGCUCAGAAUAGUGCUGGAAAAACACCAAAAACAACAAGAAAGACAUAAUAAAUUAUUUCACCGCUUUAAAACAGAAGGUGAAGAGAGAAAAAAUAAAAGAUGUGUCAUUCUGUGAAAGACACAAUUAUGCUAAGUAUUUAAGUAAACAUUAUUGCAUAAUAUUUUACACAGUCCCAGAUAUAAAUUUUUGAUUAAAGCAAAGAUCCUAGCAGGUUUAGUAAAUUAGUUAAUAAUCCCAUUUACAAUUCAUUUAAACUUUUUUGACAAGACGUUGUUUAAAUGCUGAAAAUAAAGUUUAAUUGGCUCAAGUUAUUUCAGCUUUAUUUUUUAUACUUUAUAAUGCAAUAAGGAUUUUUGUUUUAAAUGGAAAUUUACUCCAAGAGUAAAUUUUACUAACACCGAUUUAGACGCAUUUGUGAACAAUAUUUGAGUCUUUUGUGUACAUAGAAAAAGUUUUGGAUCUUUAGCUCAUGAAAAAUGGUGGCAAAAACAACAGUGUUGGGUUUAUAAUUUUGUUCAGUGUAUAUGUUCUCCAAUAAAACAAAACUGAACAAUACAACAAGCAAGAUAAUGCGGUAUUAAAAAGAUGAUAAAGCUGU